CAAGUAAAACAGAGUUGGUUGAAUAUGUAAAUGACCUCACAAUCACAGUUGGUGAUGUUGUCAUACAACUAACACCACAAAACAUCAAAAUUAAGAAAUCUGGAAAUGCUACCACGAUUAUCCGAUGGGCCAUACAAGAGAUUUCGAAUGAUGUUGGGUGGAUAUCUGUAUCAAGAAAGCAAGCGAAAGUUUAUCUGAGGGAAGGAGACACCACAGUUAAUGUGAUUCGUAAAGGCCUGUCCCGCAAUACAAGUUUCCUAAAUUUUGGAAUCAGUGAAGUCAAUGGUUUGUCGAAGAAAGCAGGGGGGAUUCUGGGCUCCAUUGCUAACGAGGCAGUGUUUAUCCAAGGAUCAAACACAACUACAGGAAGUGGG
Messenger RNA from Owenia fusiformis, 374 nucleotides. The record is from the annotation of a GenBank genome assembly. NCBI's taxonomy places the organism in Eukaryota, Metazoa, Annelida, Polychaeta, Sabellida, Oweniidae.